Acanthaster planci (crown-of-thorns starfish) is the source of this 2598-nucleotide messenger RNA. RefSeq lists its product as uncharacterized. The record is from RefSeq and is a predicted model, not a curated record. Gene Ontology annotation, cellular component: plasma membrane; signaling receptor complex. Gene Ontology annotation, molecular function: ATP binding; transmembrane receptor protein tyrosine kinase activity; protein binding. NCBI's taxonomy places the organism in Eukaryota, Metazoa, Echinodermata, Asteroidea, Valvatida, Acanthasteridae. Gene Ontology annotation, biological process: positive regulation of kinase activity; multicellular organism development; protein phosphorylation.
UACAGACAAGGAAGUUGACUUCAAGCCCGGUCGAUAUUCAACGAUACCAGCAACUCUUUGAAGGGGACUGGUAUCCACGUUUCUGCCAGGAAAUUAUUACAUGUACGGAACAUAGCGACUUGGAGAGAACCCUUCGGGAUCCAAUAACGGCUUUGUCGAUACUAUCAACCUUACUGAAGACCGAAAGACGUCAUGGAACCCUCACUGAGUUAUCGUCCAAGCACUUCAGUGUUUCUGUUGGUUUUCAUCAUUCUGCCUGGAGGACUGGCCCUCAAUAUCGUUGGCAAGCCAGCAAGUCAGAGCACAAGCUAUAUGAACUCUUAUGAAGCUGGUAGGGCAGUAGACGGAGAUCGAAAGACGUUUUCACACACAGGGUGUUUGAGAGACCAUUGGUGGAAGGUAGACCUUGAGGCAAUCUACUGCUUGACGAAAAUCACUAUAGUCAACAGACGAGACUACGGUGGGGGUAGAUUGGCAGGUGCGGUAGUACGAGCCGGUUUGGACCCAUCAGAUUUCUCACAGAACACAAGGAUAGGAUCAGUCCCCUCGAGUCAAGCUACCAAAGGAGCAGUCAUUGAUUUCAUUGUAGAUCCGGUAGUCUCCGCUCAAUACGUCAGUGUGCAAUUGUCUGCAGGCCAAGAUAAAUGUCUUCACCUGGCCGAAGUUGAGGUGCAGGGGGCGUCUAUUUCAAUUCCUUCAGUGACGACAACAGCAACUCCCAGUAGAGUCACAGUCGGCUGGUCUCAAGUGUCCUGUGCAGUUAGUUACAACGUUGACUAUGCACUUAGUAAUAGAGAUGGCUGCGAACCCAUCACCCCGAUGAUGUACAAUCAGCACUGCAUUUGUCAGGAGAACCAGACUACCAUAUCUGCACUGAUACCAAACUCAGAGUACAGUGUACAAAUCCAGGCUCGUGUCAACGCUGGUUAUCAACUUAUGACAAGAGCACGCAUCAAAACUGACUCAGUGGCACCGACUGGACCACCCACCAUGGUGAGAGUCGCUUCCGCUUGCCCACGCAGCCUCACUUUCACCUGGAGCCCUCCAUCGUGUGGAGACCGAGGUGGUACCAUCCUAGGAUACGAUUACCAGCUGAAUAAUCGAUCGGGUACUGCUGACCAAGGAACAGCUCAAGUCACAGUAAAUGAACUCCUCCCCUUCACCAGUUACAGUUUCCGAGUUGCUGCAAGGAACAAUGUUGGGCCUGGACCCUACAGUCAGACUGUAACCACAAUGACACUGGAAGCAGGUCAAUCUGCAUUCCAUCAAGGCGAAACCACAAAUACGACAGUAACGAUUACUUUUAUAGCCCGGCAGUCUGAAGAGUUCAUUGAAUCGCAUGUUAUUCACGUAAAGAGGCUUGGUGUUCUGUCUGUCAACAAGACGGAAUUCCUCGUUCCAGGAAGUUACGAGGACCCAGCUAGCGGGUACAUUACGGCCAAAUUUCUCAAGAAUAAGCUCCCAGAGAUGUUUGUAGUCGGAGAUUCUAAGUUGUACGGUGGCUACUGGAAUGCACCUCUAGAGAGAGGUGCUGUCUACAACAUCAGGUUAGGAUCAGUAGGCAAAGGCAGCGAAACGGAAGUCUGUGUCGCGUACUCAGAGCCACUGACAGUUACUGUAAAACCUCCAGAGGCCAUCCUCCAAACACCAAGUUGCAAUAAAGCAAGAAUAGCAGCUGGUGUGCUGGGUGCGAUUGUGCUCGUCUUAGGAUUGACUAUCGUUAUCACGUGUGUGAUGUGGAGAAAACGAAGUAGGGAAAAUACCUUGAAUAGUUCCCUGGUGACUGGAACCAUGGAAUUGACCACCAAACCUGCAGGAAUUAAUGUAGAAAACAGGGUCAGUGUUAUUUACGAGGAAACGGACCUCUCUUCGUGGAUGCCAAAAAUGGAUAUCAAAUGGAAGAAUUUGGUCAUUGAGGACGUAGUUCUUGGCAAGGGCAACUUUGGUGAAGUACGGGCAGGAGGCGUUCGGGUCAAAGGCGAAGUCACCAAGGCAGCUAUCAAAACACUAAAAGAUGGCGCCUCUGAUUCUGCUGUGAAGGAUUUCAAGGAGGAAAUGCAGACAAUGGCAAACAUCAAGCCUCAUCCUAACAUUGUUUCUCUCUUGGGGGCGUGCUAUCAUGAAGGGAUUUUGCACGUCGCACUUGAAUAUCUUCCUAAUGGCAACCUCCGAGAUUACUUGAGGGGCAACCGCCCAAAGCAGGAACAAGGAAAGGAGAAGAGCACCGGAACAUCUCCUUUGACUUCUUUAAACUUAUUGACAUUUGGUGCAGAUGUAGCAAAAGGAAUGGACCAUCUUUCUAAGACAGGGAUCAUCCACCGUGACUUGGCUGCAAGGAACAUUCUUCUUGCUGAAGACUUAACCGCCAAAGUCUCUGACUUUGGCCUUUCCAGAGGGGAGGAUAUCUAUGUUCAGAAAUCAUCGACACGGAUUCCAGUCCGAUGGUUGGCCAUUGAAUCUCUGACUCGUCGUAUCCACAAGUCCAAGAGUGACGUGUAAGGAUGAAAACCUGAUUCUCGGGAAAGAAUUUGUCCUUUAUCAAAGACUGAUGCCAAUGCUUCCACUGUGAAUUGAUUUUACCGUCCAAAAAGAGUAUUG